This is a messenger RNA of Glycine soja, 1503 nucleotides long. Its product is annotated as polypyrimidine tract-binding protein homolog 1-like. The transcript has 10 exons. Bases 16 to 1359 code for a protein of 447 amino acids. Gene Ontology annotation, molecular function: mRNA binding. The record is from RefSeq and is a predicted model, not a curated record. Gene Ontology annotation, cellular component: nucleus. Lineage: Eukaryota; Viridiplantae; Streptophyta; Magnoliopsida; Fabales; Fabaceae. Gene Ontology annotation, biological process: regulation of RNA splicing.
AUUAACUUUCCCAACAUGGCUUGUUCCCUCAGAAUCGAUGAAGGAGUGUCUGCCCAGACUGAGAAGCAGUUCACUGUGCCAUCGAAGGUGGUGCACUUCCGAAACCUUCCAAAACAGUGCUCUGAAGAGGAGCUCAUAAAGUUGUGUAGCCCCUUUGGUAAAGUCGUCAACAUCAUGUCCGGUGUUGGUCCCAAUAGAAACCAGGGUUUUGUUGAGUUUGAAGAUAUAAAUGAAGCCAAUUCAAUUGUUUCAUACUAUCUGUCUUCAAAUCCUGUUCAACUUCGUGGUAAAACUAUUUAUGUUCAAUAUUCUGAGAGACCAGAACUUGUCAUUAACAAAUACACUAAAGGAAAUAUCUUGAUUGUAACCAUGGAAGGCAUCCAAGCUGGAGAUGUAGGCAUUGAUGUCAUCCACUUGGUCUUUUCUGAGUUUGGCUUUGUUCAAAAAAUUUCUACAUUUGAAAAGAAUGCGUGUUUCCAGGCUAUGGUUCAGUUUCCUGAUGUUAAGACUGCUUCUUCGGCCAAGGAUGCGCUAGACGGAAAAAGCAUACCAAGAUACUUGCUCCCAAAUUAUGUUUGUGAUUGUAACUUGCGCAUUACAUACUCAGCACAUCAAGAUCUUACUAUCAAGUUCCAGUCUAACCGUACCAGGGAUUACACAAAUCCUACGCUUCCUGUUAAUCAGACUUCUAUUGAUAGGGCAAUACAGCCUUUUGAAAAUCAUGUCCUAUGGGCUUCAUUUGAAAAUAUGCAGUAUGAUGUCACUGUGGAUGUCCUUCAUUCAGUGUUCUCUGAAUAUGGUACUGUGCAAAAAAUUUCUAUAUUUGAAAAGAAUGGUCAAACUCACGCACUAAUUCAGUACCCUGAUAUCGCCACAGCAACAGCUGCAAAAAAAGCUCUAAUGGGGCAUUGCAUAUAUGAUGAUGGCUGUUGUAAGCUUCGUCUAUCAUACUCUCAUCAUACUGAUAUUAACGUAAAGGGUUCCAGUGACAAAAGUAGAGACUAUACCAUGCCCAAUCACGGUUUAUUUGAAGAACAAGUUGAAACAACAGAUUUGGAGAAUCCUCAUUCGACUUCUAUGUCCCAUAAUAGUAGUAAUAGUAGUAGUGCUCAUGCUUUACAGGCUCAAGUACAUGGAGGACAAAUUCCUUCGUGGAACCCAAUCCACAAUUACAUGUUUGCACCUGGUACUUUUCCUAAUCAAACUUAUGCAGUUCCUCCAUAUCUUGUCUAUGCAGUUCAUAAUGAAAGUUACAUGGAAAUCACUCCACCUGGGGUUCCUGGUUUCUCACCUCACAUGCAAGCUGGUUUUGUGGGUUUUUUACCUCUUGGUGUACAACCUUAUUAUUAUGGAUACUAGGUUAUAUGUCAAUUGAAUGAAAACUCUGUAGAGUUAGAUACCCCCUUUUUUCCAUGUUUUUGGAUGGAUCGAUCUUAACUAAUUGAAUGGAAUUUCAAUCUCAAUUUAUAAUGAUUAAAGAAUAAUGUGUUAUGUAUGUCCUCA